GUUACUGAGAGCCCACGUGUGUGAUCAUGUGACACGACCCUGGGCGGAGCCUGGCGGCCGGGCGGUAGUGGGUGCCCUGGUAGUGUGGAUGUGUUAUAACAUUAGUUGCUGCUUCCUAGUCUCACAGCACAGUCGGUGCAUUAGGGCGGGGCCGCGCCCUUCUUCCUCUGUGUGUCUGUUUGGUGCGGCCCCUGGGCGGGGGAUUCCUUGGCUCCGAGGAGGAGGAGGAAGCGAGAGGGUCAGUAGCAGCAAAUGCAGACGUGCAGCGGUGGUUUAGCUGCUUUAUUAUUAUUAUUCUUCAACAAGCUGUGCCCGACCGAGCCCCCAGCCCAGCAGUAAGGAUCCCUACCCCUCUGUCCGCUGAAGGGCCCGGCUCUCACUGUAUGAAUCCAUGGACUACAUGACAGUGUCAGAGCGCAUCCAGAUCUCAUUAGCCGUGUGUAGAAUUGCCAUUUACACGUGUUUUCGAGCCCUCUGUUGUAAGGGUCCUCCGCCACCGCGGCCCGAAUAUGAUAUUGUUUGUAUAGGACUGACAGGCUCUGGCAAGACAAGCCUACUAACGCAUCUGUGCAACGAGAGCCAAGAAAACAUUGUGCCUACCACAGGGGCCACCAACAUCAGGAAGUACUGGAGUCGCUACUACCAGGGAUCCCAGGGAGUGAUAUUCGUACUAGACAGUGCCUCGUCCGAAGACGACCUCGAAACUGCCAGAAACGAGCUUCAUUCAGCUCUGCAGCACCCACAGUUAUGCACUUUACCUUUUUUAAUACUGGCCAACCACCAAGACAAGCCAGCAGCUCGCUCAGUACAAGAGAUCAAGAAGUAUUUUGAACUUGAACCACUUGCACGUGGAAAGCGUUGGAUUCUGCAGCCAACAUCAGUGGAUAACAUGGAGGCUGUGAAGGACAGCUUCUCAAUGCUACUAAAUUUAUUAGAUGAGCGAGAGCCAGAACCAAUUCAAAUGUGAAAGCUCUGGAAGGGGCAGUCAUUCAUAGUGACAUCAACGCCGUGCUGGCAGCUGCUUCUUCUCCAACAGAAACUGUACUUUAGUGGAAUGUCGGUUGUGUGUUUUUGGGCCAAGCUGGAGUCACGUUGUUAAACCCAAUAGGUAUAUAAGGUCUGAUGUUUACUUUGAGCAGCUAUGCCACCUAGCCAGCCUUUGUUUCAGAGCUCACCCUGUAGAGCACCAAGCAACUCAUAGGAGUUCUUCUUCACUUCACAUGUCUAUCUGUACCAAAUACUCUUCUGUGUUUACUCGGAAUAACCUUGUCAACUUCUCAGUCUUUUAUUAUUUGGCUAUGCCUAAAGGUGGCCAUACACUAUUAGAUCCACUCGUUUGGCAAGGUCGCCAAACAAGUGGAUCUUAACCCGAUAUGCCCACUAACGGCUGUGCGAUAUUGGGUGAAUCCGAACGAUUGGAUUACAAUGCUGGGAAUGGGUCGCAGGACCACAUCAACUAGCCGAUGCAGUCCUGGAUAGUAGAAAAAAUUAAACUUGACAGAUCGAUAUCUGGACGACUUUUGGCCUGAUAUCGAUCGGGAGGACCCAUCGGGAGCCCCCACACAUGGCCAGAUAAGCUGCUGAAUCGGUCUAAAGGGCCGAUAUCUGCCCGUGUAUGGCCACCUUUAGAAAAUAAGCAAAUCUAUGUUGGAUACAGAUCUAGAGAGCCAAGUUUCCACUCUGUGUCUCAUCCUGGAUUUUGCUUCUUUAUACCAAGUGGUUAAGAAAUCCAUUUAGCUAUACCUCUUUAACUAGUCACUGAGUUCUUUACUGACCACUUUUCUAAAGACUGCUAGAUACUCAGCCCCUUUACCAUCUUAAGAGCUGCAUUACAUAUCUAUGGUGACAAUGUCACAUUUUUCUACUACAGUGCAACAAAAGGUGCUUUUAUGUAGAAGGGGCCACAUGAAAACAUGGCUGCUCUAAGUAGAGUCAUACAUUACAAAAUAAAUAACUGCAUGUUCUUAACAUCCCCAACUUCUGUACUACUGAACUGAGAACCCAUUCUACACCACUGGUUGGGUAAUAAUCUCCUUCCCCUUCUGCCAUUGUCUCUCAAAUCAAUUACAUAUAUUGUAUAGUACUGUUUUACUGGUUUCACUGUCGGAUAAGUUAGCAUUGAAUUAUGAAGUUUUACAAAUGUAUUUUUUUAUUUUAGCUUUAUUACUAUCUUUUUUUUUCCCAUUUUAAUAUAUGUCUGUAAAUAACUAAGAGCCCAGUAAGGGGAAAUAUUAAGAGUUUUAACAAUCCAUAAUAGUAGAGACAGUGUUAAUGACAAGAAAACUAUAAAUUGUAUACAUUUCUAAGGUAACAUUUGCCAAUGUAAACAAAUAUUCUUUUUAUGCUGGGUAUUUAAAAAAAAAAAAAAAAGAUUUCAAAAAAGCACAUUUUCUGAAAUGAUCUUAAUAAAAAAAAAUCUUGAUCUCUGUUCU
Xenopus laevis (African clawed frog) is the source of this 2432-nucleotide messenger RNA. It is a transcript of the gene arl15.L, whose product is annotated as ADP ribosylation factor like GTPase 15 L homeolog. Bases 392 to 967 code for a protein of 191 amino acids. The transcript is spliced from 5 exons. Gene Ontology annotation, molecular function: GTP binding; GTPase activity. The record is from RefSeq and is a predicted model, not a curated record. NCBI's taxonomy places the organism in Eukaryota, Metazoa, Chordata, Amphibia, Anura, Pipidae.